AUGGUUAAAACAGGAGCUUAUAAUGAUGAAGAAGCUGCUGCUAGAGCUUAUGAUUUGGCUGCACUUAAGUAUUGGGGAACAUCAACGUUCACCAAUUUUCCAGUAUCAGAUUAUGAGAAAGAAAUUGAGAUAAUGAAAACUGUAACCAAAGAAGAAUACCUUGCUUCAUUGAGAAGAAGAAGCAGUGGAUUUUCUAGAGGUGUAUCAAAGUAUAGAGGAGUAGCAAGGCACCAUCACAAUGGAAGAUGGGAAGCAAGGAUUGGAAGAGUGUUCGGCAACAAGUACCUUUACCUUGGAACUUACAGUACACAAGAAGAGGCAGCUCGCGCAUAUGAUAUUGCUGCAAUUGAAUACAGAGGCAUAAAUGCUGUGACAAACUUUGACUUGAGCACUUACAUCAGAUGGCUAAGACCAGGAGGAGUACACUCUAGCACCUCUCAAGAUCAAAAGCCGAGCACAGACCCUCAGAUAUUUACAACCUCUAACCCCAUCCUAGCCACAGGAGCCACCGAGCUAUCAAACUUCAACUUCCAUCCAGUCCCUGCAAGCGAAUUGGACAUCACCAAGAAGAAAGAGUUCUCCAAGUUUGCGGCACCUUUAAGUCCAUGCUAUAAGUCACCUUCAUCUUCCCCAACAGCAUUAGGACUUCUCCUAAAAUCCUCAGUGUUUAGAGAACUGAUGCAGAGAAACCUGAAUUCUGCAGAUGAAGAAGCUGAAGAAGUUGAAUUGAAAUAUCCAGAAGAGGGCAGUGAUGGGAUUGGAGGGAUUCUUAAUAACAAUGACACUAACAGUAUAUCUUACUUUGGUUCUUCUUCCAAUAUCAACAGAUUACCUAACUUAGUGUCUCCAGAAAGCAGCAAAAUGCCAAUGUAUCACAGAACUGUUAUGCCAUCGCUGUGGAAUGGUGCUUUCAACAUUUCUGACUGAUUAUUUUUGUUAUCUUUUUUAUUAGCAGCUAAGAAACAGUUAAGAAAAAAAUAUACUUUCUCAACAUAACUGUAGAUGUCAAAUAAAUUGCUAAGAUGUGCACAGUGUCAUUGUGACCUAGUCUUAGUCUGCUCAUAAGUCAACAUUGUCAAACAAAAGAUACUUUAAUGUUUAUGAGUUGCAUUUCUGAUUUCUCAUUUA
This is a messenger RNA of Arachis stenosperma, 1128 nucleotides long. RefSeq names its product AP2-like ethylene-responsive transcription factor At1g16060. The coding region runs from base 1 to 927 and encodes 308 amino acids. The transcript is spliced from 5 exons. NCBI's taxonomy places the organism in Eukaryota, Viridiplantae, Streptophyta, Magnoliopsida, Fabales, Fabaceae. The record is from RefSeq and is a predicted model, not a curated record. Gene Ontology annotation, biological process: regulation of DNA-templated transcription. Gene Ontology annotation, molecular function: DNA-binding transcription factor activity; DNA binding.